AUGAGCUUGCCUUUGGGAUAUACUCCGGCUCUUGGUAAGGUUUUGCCCCCAAACCCAGUCUGUCGUUUGAGAAAGUCAAUCUAUGGUCUUAAGCAAGCUUCACGACAAUGGUAUCAUUGUUUCUCUUUGGUUCUUCUCAAACAUGGUUUCAUGCAAUCCCCUGCUGAUAACUCUCUGUUUGUCAAAAUUUCUGGAGAUGUUUGCAUCGUUCUUCUUGUAUAUGUGGAUGACAUCCUUAUUGCCAGUAAUGAUGAUGCUGCGGUUUUGGAAUUGAAAGCACAUCUUCAUGAAACUUUCAAGAUCAAGAAUUUGGGUGCUGCUCGUUAUUUUCUUGGCAUGGAGAUUGCUCGCAGUUCUUCUGGUAUCUCCGUUUCUCAACGAAAAUAUGCUCUGGAUCUUGUAUCAGAUACUGGAAUGUUGGGUUGUAAACCUUCUGCUGUACCUAUGGAUCCGUCUAUAUCUUCAGCAAAGAUUCGGGAAGUCCUUUGA
Microthlaspi erraticum is the source of this 489-nucleotide messenger RNA. Lineage: Eukaryota; Viridiplantae; Streptophyta; Magnoliopsida; Brassicales; Brassicaceae. The record is from the annotation of a GenBank genome assembly.